AUGGCUUCUAGGGAACUUUUGUGCCUUCUUUCUGUCUGUUUCUUUGCUUUGGGAAAUGCUAAAUACUGUUUGAAAAGCUCUGAUUGUUCGGCCCUUGAAUUCUGUUGUGCAGAUUACGUCUGCAGAGAACGAUGUCACUGUUCGUACGACCACCAAUGCGGAACCAGCGAGCAAUGCUGUGAUGACAAAUGCAUCAGUAGUUUGUCUUCUUGUUCUUGUUCAUACGACUUCCAAUGUGGUAUUGGAGAGGAAUGUUGUCGGGGAGUGUGUUCGUCAAACUGUGGUUUGAGUAGCGGAACUAUUGCAGGUAUUAUCAUCGGCAAUAUUGUCUUCUUCGCCUUCGUCAUUUUCACUGUAUCCUGCCUCUGCUGUGCUUCCUGCCCGUAUUACCGUUAUCGUGCACCCGGUACUGUAAUCGUCACCCAACAGCCGCAACAACAGCUCGUCCCAACUCAGGCACACACGGUGACGACGCAGCAAGUACAAGCUCCUCUGCUGCAUAACUACAAGCAGACUUCUCCAGCAGGUUACAACCAGCCUCCUUCAGGUUUACACCAAGCACCACCCGCUUAUUCGCCACCUGGUCCGAACCCGGGUCCUUCAGCUGAGAUAAGAGGACAAGCCGUCUCGAUACCGCCUCCCGAACCGGCCAAGUACUAA
Molecule: messenger RNA, 660 nt
Organism: Pocillopora damicornis (cauliflower coral)
Lineage: Eukaryota; Metazoa; Cnidaria; Anthozoa; Scleractinia; Pocilloporidae
Source: RefSeq, a predicted model, not a curated record